Messenger RNA from Macrobrachium nipponense, 2715 nucleotides. Its product is annotated as basic proline-rich protein-like. NCBI's taxonomy places the organism in Eukaryota, Metazoa, Arthropoda, Malacostraca, Decapoda, Palaemonidae. The coding region runs from base 1 to 2715 and encodes 904 amino acids. The transcript is spliced from 3 exons. The record is from RefSeq and is a predicted model, not a curated record.
AUGGCUGGAGCGCUCGCAGAGUUGAUGUACCUCGACCGGUUGGAGGAGAUACCCAGGCGGUCGGCAGACCUUCAGCCCGCCCGCCGCCUGCCAAGUACCGGGCCUGCUUCGGCAGACUUCGGCCCGCCCGCCUGCCCGCAGUACAGGCCGGCUCGGCUGACCUUUCGGCCCGCCCGCCUUCCCGCAGUACCGGGCCUCUUCGGCAGACCUUCCGGCCCUCCCGCCUGCCCGCUCGUACCAGGCCGGCUCGGCAGACCUUUCAGCCCGCCCGCCCCCCGCAGUACCGGCCUCUUCGGCAAACCUUCCGGCCCCCCCCCGCCCGCCCGCCCGUACCAGGGCCGGUCUUCGGCAGACCUUUCGGCCCGCCCGCCCGCCUGCAAAGUACCUAGGGCCUCCUUCGGCAAGAACCUUUUCCGGCCCCGCCCGCCUGCCCGCAGUACCAGGGCCGGCUCGGCAGACCUUUCGGCCCGCACCGGCACCGCCUUUGCCGUACCAGGCCGGCUCGGCAGACCUUUCGGCCCGCCCGCCCGCCCGCAGAGUACCGGGCCUGCUUUCGGCAGACCUUCCGGCCCGCCCGCCUGCCCGCAGUACAGGCCGGCUCGGCAGACCUUUCGGCCCGCCCGCCGCAGUACCGGCCUGCUUCGGCACCAUACCUUCCGGCCCGCCCGCCUGCCGCAUACCAGGCCGGCUUGGCAGACCUUUCGGCCCGCCCGCCCGCCCGCAGUACCGGGCCUGCUUCGGCAGACCUUCCCGCCCGCCCGCAGUACCAGGCCGGCUCGGCAGACUUUCGGCCCGCCCGCCCGUCUGCAGUACCGGGCCUGCUUCGGCAGACCUUCCGGCCCGCCCGCCUGCCCGCAGUACCAGGCCGGCUCGGCAGAACUUUCGGCCCGCCCGCCCCCCGCCCGCCCGCAGUACCGGGGCCUGCUUCGGCAGACCUUCCGGCCCGCCCCCCGCCUGCCCGCAUCAUUACCAGGCCGGCUUGGCAGACCUUUCGGCCCGCCCGCCCGCCCGCAGUACCGGGCCUGCUUCGGUUCAGACCUUUCCCGCCUGCCCGCAGUACCAGGCCGUCGGCAGACCUUUCGGCCAGCCCGCCCGCCCCCGCAGUACCGGGCCUGCUUCGGCAGACCUUCCGGCCCGCCCGCCUGCCCGCAGUACCAGGUCCGGCUCGGCAGACCUUUCGGCCCGCCCGCCGCCCGCGCCGAGUACCGGGCCUGCUUCGGCAGACCUUCCGGCCCCGCCCGCCUGCCCGCAGUACCAGGCCGGCUCGGCAGACCUUUCGGCCUGCCCACCCGCCCGCAGUACCGGGCCUGCUUUGGCAGGACCGUCCAGCCCGCCCGCCGCCCUGCCGCAGAUUUACCUAUUUCCGGGCCUUUUCGGCAGACCCUUUCGGCCCGCCCGCCCACCCUGCCCGGGGGCCAGUACCGGGCCCUUUCUUCGGCAGACCUUUCCGCCCGGCCCAGCCCUGCCGCAGUACCAGGCGGGCUGGCGGCAGACCUUUCGGGUCCCGGCCCGCCCGGCCCGCCCAGGUACCGGCCUGCUUCCGGGGCAGACCUUCCGGCCGCCCGCCUGCCCGCAGUACCAGGCCGGCUCGGCAGAGCCUUUCGGCCCGCCCGCACCGCCCCGCCCCCCAGUACCAGGAGUUGGAGUUACCAGGGGCCUUGGCCUUCCGGCAGACCUUCGGCCAGCCGGCCCCUGCCGCCCAUUGUAAACCAGGCCGGCCCUCCCGGCAGACCUUUCGGCCCGGCCGCCCGCCCCACCGGGCCCAGGUUACCGGGCCUGCUUUGGCUGACCUUCCCUCCCGCCCGCCUGGCCAAGUUACCUGCCCGUCAGUUACCAGGCCGGCUCCGUCAGACCUUUCGCUUUCACCGGCCCCGCCCCGCACCGUACCGGGCCUGCUUCGGCAGACCUUCCGGCCCCCCCCCUGCCGCAGUACCGGCCGGCUCGGCAAGCCUUUCCCCCGCCCCGCCCUGCCCACCGCCCGUACCGGGCCUGCUUCGGCAGACCUUCCGGCCCGCCCGCCGCCCGCAGUACCAUGCCGGCUCGGCAGACCUUUCGCCCGCCCGCCUGCCCGCUGCGGCAGUACCGGCCUGCUUCGGCAGACCUUCCGGCCCGCCCCCCGCCUGCCCGCAGUUACCAGGCCGGCUCGGCAGAACCUUUCUGCCCGCCCCCCCGCCCACAGUACCGGUCCUGGCUCGCAGAACCUCCGGCCCGCCCCCCCUGCCGCAGUACCAGCCGGCUCAGCUAGACCUCGGCCCUCCCGCCCGCCCGCAUUACCGCCUGCUUUCGCAGACCUUCCGGCCCGCCCGCCUGCCCGCAGUACCAGGCCGCUCGGCAGACCUUUCGGCCGCCCGCCCGCCCGCCCUGCAGAGUAACCGAGCCCACUUCGUCAGGCCUUCCGGCCCGCCCGCCUGCCCGCAGUACCAGGCGGCGGCUUGCAGACCUUUCGGCCCGCCCUGCCCGCCCUCAGUAACCCGGGGCCCGCUUCGGCAGGCCUUCCACCCGCCCCCGCCUGCCCUCUGUACCAGGCCGCUCGGCAGACCUUUCGGCCCGCCCGCCUGCCCGCAGUACCGGGCCUGCUUCGGCAGACCUUCCCGGCCCCGCCCGCCUGCCCGUAACAGGCUGGCUCGCAGACCUCCUGGCCCGCCCGCCUGCCCGUACCGGGCUGGCUCGGCGGGCCUGGCCCGCCGUCCUUGCAAACAGAAACCCUGUGGUUAG